CGAGGAGGCUGCGGACGUGGUUGGCUGCAUCGAGGAGGAAGCUUUUGUUGCUCCAGCCACUCCAUUUCGCCCGAGGAUGAAGGGUUCAAAAUCCUCCACAGCUUGAACUUGUUAGGAACUUUUAACUUCAUGUGCCUGUAGAAGUGAUUCUCGGCUGGCUUGUGAGAAAGAUGAGAUUAAUCAUUCAACAAUAUCAUCCCAAAAGCAAGGACUUGGAACGACAUAGUCAAGACCAAACAUGUCAAAGAAGAG
Messenger RNA from Linum tenue, 252 nucleotides. The record is from the annotation of a GenBank genome assembly. Lineage: Eukaryota; Viridiplantae; Streptophyta; Magnoliopsida; Malpighiales; Linaceae.